AUGUCUUCAAUCUUGGAAUUUUUCAACCCUGGUAAGAAUCCAGUUGUUAAUUCAUCAUCAACAACAGAAUCAAACUAUUAUUCAACUUAUAAGGCUAAUUAUGAAUCAAAUUUAUUGAAUUCCAAUACAGCUUCCAAAUCAUCCCAAUAUUUUAUUAACAAUUCAUCAUUAGAAGACAAAUUAGAAUCAGAAGCACAUAAAAUAAAUCAGGGAAUCAAGGAUGAGUUCAAAGGUAUUAAACUUUAUAGUGCAGAAUAUUAUUAUACUUGUACACUUGGUGGUAUUUUAGCUUGUGGACCAACUCAUUCGGCAGUUACACCUUUAGAUCUUGUUAAAUGUCGUAGACAAGUUGAUGCAUCACUUUACAAAUCAAAUUUACAAGGAUGGAGAACUAUAAUUAAGACUGAAGGAUUCGGUGGUAUUUGGACUGGGUUAGGUGCUACAGCAAUUGGUUACUCAUUUCAAGGGGCUGGUAAAUAUGGAUUUUAUGAAUUCUUCAAAGAAACUUAUAGUAAUUUAGUUGGACCUGAAUUUGCAAAUAACUAUAAAACUGGUGUUUAUCUAGCUGCAAGUGCAAGUGCUGAAUUUUUAGCAGAUAUUGCAUUAUGUCCAUUUGAAGCUAUUAAAGUUAAAACUCAAACAACAAUCCCACCAUAUGCAACAGGUGUAUUAGAUGGAUGGAAAAAAAUCACUGCAGUUGAAGGUAUUUCAGGUUUAUAUAAAGGUAUUGUACCAUUAUGGUUUAGACAAAUUCCAUAUACAAUGUGUAAAUUUGCAUCAUUUGAAAAAAUUGUUGAAGAAAUUUAUAAAAAUUUACCAAAACCUAAAAAAGAUUAUAGUUCUUUACAACAAACUGGUGUUUCAUUUGUUGGUGGUUAUAUUGCUGGUAUUUUCUGUGCAGCUGUAUCUCAUCCUGCAGACGUUAUGGUUUCUAAAAUAAACAAUGAUAAAGGUGCAAAUGAAUCAAUGAUGAGUGCAGCAUCAAGAAUUUAUGGUAAGAUUGGAUUUGGUGGAUUAUGGAAUGGAUUACCUGUUAGAAUUGUUAUGAUUGGUACUUUAACAGGAUUACAAUGGUUAAUUUAUGAUUCAUUUAAAGCUUAUGUUGGAUUACCAACAACUGGUGGACAUUGA
Hansenula ciferrii is the source of this 1131-nucleotide messenger RNA. RefSeq names its product Cu/Pi carrier (gene PIC2). Lineage: Eukaryota; Fungi; Ascomycota; Saccharomycetes; Phaffomycetales; Wickerhamomycetaceae. Gene Ontology annotation, molecular function: phosphate transmembrane transporter activity. The transcript has a single exon. The record is from RefSeq and is a predicted model, not a curated record. The coding region runs from base 1 to 1131 and encodes 376 amino acids. Gene Ontology annotation, biological process: mitochondrial phosphate ion transmembrane transport. Gene Ontology annotation, cellular component: mitochondrial inner membrane.